AUUUCUGAGAAACCGGCCACAACAUUCACCGCAGCACCCACCGACCCAGCGGCGCAGAACGCGCCCGCGCCCGCGGGCAGCGCGACGGGCGAGCCCAGCGCAAGCGCAAAGGCCACAGCCGGUAUUCUUCCACUAUAGCAUCGCCGUUGCAGAGCGUGUUGUUCACGAGACCAUCCGUCCAUGCCUCUCCUCUCCCCGAUGGCCCCCUCGAUCUCGGCACGCCAGGAUGGUCCGCUGCCCUGGCGUUCGCGCCCACGCGCAGGCAAGCUCCCAAGGCGAAGCCGGCCGUGCCCCGGCUUCCGGUCGGGGCCUCCGUCACCGUGGCAAAUGCAGCGGGAAUGGCUGCUGCGACUAUAUCCAGUACCGCGGUCGUUUUUGCACCGCCGGCGCUCGUGGAGCCGUCUACAAGCAAGCCGGAGGCUCCUCCUCAAUCGGGGGCUCCCGGCCAGGGAUGGGGCCGCAAAGUCAAACCGCCGUCUAUGAUAUUGGACGAUGACAUCAACGGCUUCAAGUCUCAAAAGGGCGGAAAACGCGAGGGUGGCAAGAAGAAGGGUAAGAAGAAUAAAAUACAACAAGCGCUUGUUGUUUGGGAUCCCACUGAAGUUUACGACCCAAUGCGGCCCAACGACUACAAUGAGUUCAAGAUGUGGCAACGCAAGGAGCGUGAGGAGCGCCGGGAACGCGCCCUGGAAGAGAAGCGACGCGGUGAGGACCGCAAGCGCAUCCGGCGCAGCAGCAGUUACUCGGACAGUAACCGCAGCGCCUCCGAAGACGAGCGUCCUCGCAAAACAGGUCGCUUUGAAGAGCGAGAAGAGGCGGAGGAAGAGGAUUAUCGACCGCGCGGCAUAGGCAGUUCUUCGUCGACCACCCGCCCUCCGCCGGCACCCAUGCCCGUCGACUUGUCCGGAGACGAAGCAUACCAGCGGCGUCUGGCGCUAUCCCAAGGCAUCCGGCCUACCGAACCCGUAGGGCCCAGCUUCACAAGCCCGCCGCCUCCCUCGUUCUCGUCCAGCUCCGGGCCUUCGUUCUCCAGUGGCCCCGCGGCUUCCUCCUCAUUUUCCACUAUGCCACCGUCAUCUUCGUUCACACUGUCAGAGGGUGGUAGCGAUGACGUCCCCGGCCUCGGCCAUGCUCCUUCCGCGUUCGCAGCGGCGCCUGCACCACCGCCUGCAAAUGCAUUUGUGCAGUCAGGUGAAGAGGCCUAUCUCCGCCGCUUGGCGCUGUCCCAGCAGGCCGCGCCGCCACCUCCUCCGCCUAAUGUACCCAGCGCAGUGCCCUUCAUUAGUCCUCCACCGGCAUUUACACCGUCCUUCCCUCCUCCGGCCGUGCCCCCUUCGCCAGCAAGCGCCCCAGUGCUCACAGAAGACAAAGUCCGCAGCAGCAAGAACGCCGCUGCAGCGAUCGCCGCACGGCUCAGCGCGCUUGCUCCCAAAGGUGGAUUCGCGCCUCCCCAGCCUGCCAGCGCCGGCUCAAGCGCUCCUCCCGAAGAGAGCUCCGAGUCUUCGAAGAAACCGGACCCACACAAUUUCGCCGCGCGCCUCAUGGCGAAGUGGGGCCACAAGGAGGGCCAGGGUCUAGGGGUCGACGGCACGGGCAUCGUGCACGCGCUGACGGUCGAACAGGUUGCACAAGGCAAGAACGGCGGCAAGGGAAAGGGGAACAAGGGGAAAGGGAAAGGCAAGGGCAGCGUCCCCGCGGGCCCCCCUGCGAUCGGCGCGGCGCCGAACGCGGCGAAGAUGGGCAAGAUCGUGAACCGGAACGAGGAUGCGAAGGGGCGCGAGGACCGCGAGCGGUUCGGCGAGCCGAGCCGCGUUGUGGUGCUCACGAACAUGGUCGGGCUCGAGGAUGUCGAGGACGAGGAGCUGAGGGAGGAUAUCGGCGACGAGUGCUCGAAGAAUGGCACAGUCGAGCGGGUCAUCGUCCACGCCGUCUACCCGCCCCAGGAGAACCCCGAGGAAGCAGUGCGCAUCUUCGUGCUCUUCGGCGGCCCAGUUGGCGCGUGGAAGACCGUGCGGGAGCUUGAUGGACGGUACUUCGGUGGCCGAAGCGUCCGCGCCCGCUAUUUCCCCGAGGCUCAGUUCAAUGCGGCUGAUCUGGACGGGCCAUUGUAAAUGACGUCUCUGCUGUAUACGUCGCUGUGGUUGUCUGGUGCUUUUCUGUUGUUGCGACGUGGUCCAUAUCUAUCUGUGUUGUACGCAUGGCAUGAAGCAGCGUCUGCUACACCAGCAUUAACGUCCACAUGUCCGACAGCGGCCUACGAGUU
Messenger RNA from Trametes versicolor FP-101664 SS1, 2263 nucleotides. RefSeq lists its product as uncharacterized. The record is from RefSeq and is a predicted model, not a curated record. The transcript has 5 exons. Gene Ontology annotation, cellular component: precatalytic spliceosome. Bases 339 to 2111 code for a protein of 590 amino acids. Gene Ontology annotation, molecular function: RNA binding. Lineage: Eukaryota; Fungi; Basidiomycota; Agaricomycetes; Polyporales; Polyporaceae. Gene Ontology annotation, biological process: mRNA cis splicing, via spliceosome.